Molecule: messenger RNA, 2073 nt
Organism: Xiphophorus couchianus (Monterrey platyfish)
Lineage: Eukaryota; Metazoa; Chordata; Actinopteri; Cyprinodontiformes; Poeciliidae
Gene: mansc4
Product: MANSC domain containing 4
Exons: 3
Coding region: 50-1207 (385 amino acids)
Source: RefSeq, a predicted model, not a curated record
CCUUCGUCCAGACCGGGGUUGAAACAUGCUUUGACGGACACUAUGCGCGAUGAAUGCCACAUGGGGUCUCCUGGCGGUUUUGAGUCUGGUGUGCCACACUGAGUCGACGUGCUCGCCGACCUCCUACUACAAGAACUGCUGGAUCCGUCGGUUCCCGGGGAUCUUCAUCGACAUCGAGGAGUCUCAGAGAAGAGGAGCGCAGCUGCUGAGGUCCUACCCGGAGGAGACGGCGCUGAAAUGCAGCCGCAGCUGCUGCCUCACCAGGAACUUUUCUUGCAAUCUGGCCAUAUUUCACUUUGAUACCAUACAAGAGAAUGUGAACUGCGUCCACAUGCACUGUCCGACUCUCGAGAGUUGCAUUCUGAGUCACAGGGAGAACGUUGUCCUCUACAACGUCACGAAAGGUGUGGAUCCUGAUCUGUUAGUGUUUGGGAAACACUUUACCUCCAACGUCCGCGUGCUACCCCACCACUACAGCAGAGUGAACGCCUCAGAUCCGCUGCCCUCAGACAAGCGAAACUUCAUCCAUCCGCCUCCUCAUCCCGUGCAGCCUCGCACCGCCGCACCCUCUGUGAAGCCAUCCAUUCCACCGACUGAAGCAGAGCAGAGCACCCGUCAACUCACAACCGAUUCCACAACUAAAUCAGCCUUCACCGGACAAACCUCCCCAUCCUCCGACAAUCAUGUCCAAACAACAAUCCUGACGACCGCUGCAACAUCUGCUGAGUCCAGCAUCACCACAUCAAACUCCAUUACCUCUCCAACCUCCGUUGACCUGGAGACGCCUCCGGGGUUAUCUACAACAACUGCAAAACCCUUCACAUCCAUCCCAGCCACCGCCGUUCAUAAGGUGACCAGCAGCGUUUCAGCGACCACAAUUCUCCCGAGUGAGACAGAGCACAGCAGCAACAGCAGCAUAGACGUCACCGCCGGGGGGAACUACACCGCAGGCGGCGAUGAAGGUCAGGAAGUCGGUGAGGACGACACUGUGGAAGAGCUGGGGUCUGGGUGGCACGUGGCUGCGCACACUCUACUGGUUGCUGUGGCCAUUUGUGUCACACUGCUGCUGAGCUGCUGCUGCUCUGUGCUGCUGGUGGUGAGCUGGAGGGGCCAGAGGAAGAGGAUGGGCCGCUAUCGCACAUCGUGGAGAGGGAAGCGAGCUUCCAUGCGUCUGAUUAAGUAUGUGCUGGUGAAAGAGAACUCCUGAAACACAGAACUGGUACUUCCUGUUAUUGUUUUGUAGGAAGAAAUGAGGUGAUGCUAAACCGCAGUAGGCAUGGGCCUCCUAAUAGUAUCAAAAGUAUUUCAGACUUCUUAGAAGUUACCAAACCGCUACAAUUUAACAGGAUGUGAACAUUUUUUUUGGCUGCGUGGAGUAACAUAUUAUCACACUGAAUCAACAUUUUGUGAACUGCUGGUCAGCUAGCUGAAAACCGCAUACCAUAUUUGAUCCUUUUGCUUAAAAGAAAGACAAAUGUUCUUGUUUGGAAAAUUUUUCAAACGAAAAGGGGCAGCACCUCUUAUUAACCAGCUGAAAUCGGCUUGUUGCACCUGCGUAACUUUAGUUAGAGCAGCAAUAAUAGUCAGCAUUCUAAAACUACAAAGUCUAAAGCUUCAAGAUCUAAAUAUUAAGAACUUGAGGCACACGCCUGUUACUUAGGAUAAACUGCAUCUCAGCUAAUGACUUGGAAGCAUUUCGGCAUGUAGACUCAUCAAAGAUGACUUGCCGAAAUUCAAACCGAGCGUCACAAUGGAUCGGAAGAAGGGAUUUAGGCGACUUUGACUGUGGCCUGGUUGUUGGUGCAUAGCAGACUAGACUGAGUAUUUCAGAGGCAACGAUUCACACAGGUUCAUCAAAAUGAAACAAUAUCAGAAUGGAAAAAUGGACAAUAUCUGAACAAGAUAUCUGUUGGUUUCAGUACAUCAAACUGACAACCUUUUUAAAGAUAUUUUGAAUGCUAGCGUGAAUAAAUUUUAAGAAAGAAAAAAAAAAACUAUUAAUAUUGGAGAAGACUUGUAUAUUCUGCUGGCUCUUAUGGGCUUGCAGCAGAAGUGAGCGAGUGACUAAAAUGA